Messenger RNA from Triplophysa dalaica, 1081 nucleotides. It is a transcript of the gene plaat1l, whose product is annotated as phospholipase A and acyltransferase 1-like. Gene Ontology annotation, molecular function: A2-type glycerophospholipase activity; glycerophospholipid phospholipase A1 activity. The record is from RefSeq and is a predicted model, not a curated record. Lineage: Eukaryota; Metazoa; Chordata; Actinopteri; Cypriniformes; Nemacheilidae. The transcript is spliced from 6 exons. Gene Ontology annotation, biological process: N-acylphosphatidylethanolamine metabolic process. The coding region runs from base 16 to 603 and encodes 195 amino acids. Gene Ontology annotation, cellular component: cytoplasm.
UCUAACCAAGCACUGAUGGACUUCAUUGAUAACCACAUUCAGCAUCAUCGUGUGCAGUUAACAGUGACGAAGACUGCUGAGCGUCUUUCACGAGGCACUGAUGGAGAGAUCCUGGACAAGAUCUCAAUAAAACAAACAGCACCAAUGGGCCUGCAUAACUCUCAUCCGAAGCUUUACCCCGGUGAUAUCCUUGAGUUUCCUGGGAACAAGUAUUUUUCUCAUUUUGGAGUUUAUUAUGGUGAACGGGACGGGGUUCCUUAUGUGGCACAUUUGACCUCUAGAGAUUCAGACACAAAACUCUUGCUUUUCGGCCGAGCUUUGAAUUCCUCUGUGAAGUUAGACCCGAUCGAUGUGAUCGGGAAGAAAUACAAGGUCAGGAACUAUUUGGAUGAAAAGCACCCACCACGAGACUUCUACACUCACAUCAAAGCGGAGAUCGACGACGUCAUGACCAAGCCCAUCACCUUUGACAUUCUGUUUAACAACAGUGAACAUCAGGCCACCAUGUUACGAUACGGGGUGAAAAAGUCAGAGCAGAUUGAAAAAGUCUAUUCCAAGAUAGUUCCCACCUGGCGGGAAUUAUUUGAGAAGAAAAAGCUUUAAGAGACAUGGCAUCAGGAUACACGAGAAUUCAAGAUUACACAAAACAUUCAUUCUGAAAUUGAAGAAAUGAAUUCAACAAAGUUGUACAGAUUGCUCUUACUUUUAUGUAUACAAUAAUACAGUAUAUCAUAUAAUCCAAAUAAGUUAAGCCCCACAAUAUCUGUACUGUGAUGUAUUUUGGUGUCUCUGAAUGUACGUCUCAUGUCUGUCUCACAAAUGGCCACAAGGUGACGGUAUAAAGUAAAUGUUUGCUAUAUGGAGUGAAACAGCGCAUCAAAUGUAUCACAUGCAAACCAUCGAAUUUAUCCAUAAUAUAUAUAGUUUAAUGAUGUUAAAUGUAAAUCUAUAUGAGAGGGCUGAAACAAGGAUAUGCGUUGUGUGUUUCUCAAACUAGAGCAUAAAAAAUCAAUGUGUUGCUAUGAAAAAAGGACAAGGUCUGGUUCCAUACAAUUUAAAUAAAUAUAUAUAGUCCACAUUA